GAUGGCGAACGAACUGGAAAGAGUGCGAAUCUCAGCGGCGGAACUCCGUGCUGAGGCGUCGAAUGCAGUUAAUUACGGUACUGGCGGCCAGAAAGAGGAGCAGCAGCAUGUACCUAAGCAACAUAGGAAACGUGACGAAAAGCGACCUGAUCUGCAGCGCUACCAGCCUUUAGCUGGACCUGGACGACGUCAUCGUGACAGCGAGGAGGGGGAUUCUGGUCAAAGUGAUCCAAUGCCUACUUAUUUACAUGAGCAAGAAAAGCCACUGCAGAGUGAGAAAAAGUGUGUCUCUGAAAAAGUUUCAGGGGGCACAAAUGAGACAGGCACUGACCAACGGGUUGGAGGUGAUGGUAGUAACACUCAUAAUGGAAGAAAGGGCAUCUGCUCACCUGUUAAAACAGAGGCAAAUCAAGAAAAAGGCCUCGUUGAUCAUGACGUGGAACAUUUGGAACCUGCUGGAGCUGCAAAACUGGCAAAGAAAGCCCGCAAACCUGACCGUGAAUUUUAUCAACCAGGGAGCCGAAGGAACAUCUCUGGAAAGGACUGUGGAGUUGGAAAAGAGCAAGAUAAACCUCCACCUAAGAAACUUGAGCAUAAAAAUGAGCCAGAAUUCCAGCAGAGUACUGAAGAAACAGAGGGUAAUAAAACAGCAUCUCCUCAAAAGCAAAGAGGGAAGGCUAAAGAAGUCAAAGGUGCGCACGAAAAUGUAAAAACUGUUAAAUCCACUGAUAUAAACAGAAAGCAAGGAAGCAGAGAUGUUCACAAGCCUCCCUUACCCUCUGAUGUUUCUGUGGAAAAAGUAACCAGCAAGGUAGAAGAACUCUCUGUGAAAGGGAAAGGUGGACGUGAAGUCCAAAAUGUUGAUGAGGUAACCUGUAGGAGAGGGAAAACAACUGAUAAGGGAAGACAAAGCCAAGGGGGCGUCAUAAAAGAAGAGGAAGAAAAGAUAGACAGGAAGAGGGAAAAAGGAAACCGCAGUAGAAGAGGAGGGGAGAAAGAAAAAGAAAGAAAUUUGGAUUCCAGAGGAGGUGGGGAUGGCAUGAGUGUUGGAGGAAAAAGCGUCCAGGGGAAAGAUGAAAAAGAGAGAGACGGUAGAGCAGCAGAAGCAGAUAGGAAUAACAAACCCUGUAAGACUGGAGAGACGCACCAAGGCAAACGCAGAGAGAACUGUGGAGAAAGCACAAGAGGAAAUGACAACAACAAUCGGUCCAGAGAAGCUGAGAAAAAUGCAAGGGCAGAGAGAAAUUUAGACAAAACUGUAGAAAGAGUAAAUAGAAACAAAUCCAAUGCCAACAUCAUAGCACCAUCCUCAAAACGAUAUUCCAAAUCAGAUAUACGACGCUCACGCAAUCGAACUUACAGCAGUAGCUCAGCCAGCAGUGUGACCAGCUUGGAUGGUCCAGGAUUCGGGAAGGAUGUGGAAAGCUCUAAGUGGCCACGCUUGCAGCCUAAGCCCAGUAACAAAGACGAGAUGGUUAGUAGCAGAGAGGGACAAAGAGGUCGCCUACAAAGCUGGCCAACUAAUGGGGAAUCUUCUACAGAAUCACUAGAAGGGUUUGAGAUCAACGACAUUGCAGAAAACAGAAGAAGAAGAAGAAGAGGAGGGGAGGAAGAGCUAAGUGCAACAAGGAGGAGAGAAGAAAGGAACCGACCAAAGGGAGGCCGAGGUGAAGGUAGAGCAAUUCAAAGAGAUUCACCUGAAAAACCUUCUGGUGCCUCAUCACAAAGUGGAGAAACACAACAUCGCAAGCAAGGCUUGGUUCCUCGUGGCAGAGGUGGAGGUAUUCUGGUGCUUCCAGCCCACACAGAUAUCUCUAAUUCACCUGAGGUUGGCCAAAGACUUUUCGGUGGAAUCAGGGGAGGAGCAGCAGCACACAGUAGUAGAGGGGGUAGAGGAGGAGGAGUGAGACGACUGUGGGAUCCAAAUAACCCAGAUCAGAAACCUGCUCUUACCAGCAGUCAGUCCUCACAGCACAAAUCCCUCCAACCGCCUGUAUAUCUUCAAACAGGUACUGGAUAUGGACAACUUCAUUUUCUAGACACGGAUGAUGAGGUUGCAGGCAGUCCUCCGGUCCAGCAGGGCGAACACUUUCGAUCACAGCAGGCUGCUGCCAUGGCGUUCUACAAAUUCCAAAACUCUGACAAUCCCUACUGCUACCCUAUGUCCACCAGCAAUCCACAAAAUCCUGGCACCUCCUCAAACCAGCGCUAUCCAUAUCCAUAUAUGGGGCCCUACCAAAUGGUUCCCACUAAUGGUGUGUACCAGAGCCCUGGUGUGGGACAGUUCAGUGGUAGUUACAAGUUAGGAGGUUAUUCUCAGCCUCGUUCAGGAGGUGGUUUGUCACUUGAAGAAGUGGAGCAACAAGCCAGAGGGGAACUGGGGAGGCUGUUAAGGGCGGCAGAUGCACAUGAGCUUCAACUCAGUAAUCUGCUGUCCAGGGACAGAGUGAGUGCUGACGGUCUGGAUCGCAUGGCCCAGCUCAGAGCGGACCUUUUGGGGCUCUAUGAACAAGUCAUCCUCACGGACAUUGAGUUCUCAGAUUCUCAGAAUGUGGACCAGGCUUUAUGGAAGAACGUGUUUUAUCAGGUCAUAGAGCACUUCAGGCAGUUACUCAAAGACCCUGCACACGAGAGCACCUCUUAUGUCAGGAACAUGUUGCUCACUCUACUUGACGAGGGAUCACUUUUCUUUGAUACACUGGUCCAGAAGCUACAGACAGUGUACCAAUUUAAAUUGGAGGAUUACAUGGAUGGCAUGGCCAUCAGGACUAGGCCAUUACGCAAAACGGUAAAGUAUGCACUUAUCAGUGCUCAGCGCUGUAUGAUUUGCCAGGGAGAUAUUGCACGUUACCGGGAACAAGCCAGUGACUCGGCCAACUAUGGCAAGGCUCGCAGCUGGUACCUGAAAGCCCAGCAAAUUGCCCCCAAAAAUGGACGACCAUAUAACCAGCUGGCCCUACUGGCAGUCUACACAAAAAGGAAGUUGGAUGCCGUGUAUUAUUACAUGCGCAGUUUGGCUGCUUCCAACCCUAUCCUGACUGCCAAGGAAAGCCUGAUGAGUCUGUUUGAAGAAGCCAAACGAAAGGCAGAGCAACUUGAGCGAAGGAGGAAGCAGGAGCAUGACGGAGGCUCUAAGGGUCCAGCAGUUAGAGGGAGAGGAAGGGGGGACGAGGGAGCGCGCGUGGAGAUCUGGGUUCGCCCCACUGGACAAGCUGCAACCCCGUCCUCGCAGAGAGGAGGCAGUGAGUCCAGCAGAGACUCUGAACAGGAUGGAGAGCUGGGCAAUCUCAGUGCCAGUGACUUGAAUAAAAGGUUCAUUCUGAGUUUCUUGCAUGCUCAUGGAAAGCUCUUCACCAAAGUGGGCAUGGAAUCGUUCCCUGCAGUGGCGAGUCGUGUUCUGCAGGAGUUCAGGUUGCUGCUCCAGCAUGGACCUUCCCUGCUGGGCAGCACACAAAUGCUGCAGAUCAUCACCAUCAACAUGUUCACUAUACACAAUGCCCACAAUAGAGGUGAAGAAGGAGAAGUGCGGUCUGUUCUACAAGAGCAAAGCACGGCCCUGGGUCUCGGGAUGUUUGCCGUUUUGGUCCAACACUGCACGGAGCUGCUCAGUGAUACUCCUGCAGAAUCGGUCCCCGCGACAGAUGGGGAAGAGGACAGUACAGGGGCGAGGCCAAAUGGUAUGGUGAGAGUCUCUGCCUUCCCACUGAAUCUUAGAGAACUACUGCCGAGCAUGAAGGUGUGGUCUGACUGGAUGUUGGGACACUCGGACCUGUGGAACCCACCACCAUGCAGUAUAGAUUGUAGCCCCGAUGUUUGGCAGUGUCUGGCAGACCUGUGUAACGCGCUGGCGCGCGUGCACCACGGCGAACUUCCCCUGUACAAAGUCGACACUGACGAGGUCGAGGGCGACGAGGAGUUGACGGUGCUGCAGUUGAAGGAGGACAGGCUGCUUGCUGGUUUCAUACCUCUGCUGGCUGCACCGCAGGAGCCCUGUUACACUGACAGACACACUGAAAUGACAAUAGCAGCAGAUUGUAAGAGAGUGACCGUGCUGAAGUACUUUCUGGAGGCAUUGUGUGGACAGGAAGAGCCUUUGUUGGCCUUCAAAGGAGGAAAAUACAUCUCUGUGGCGGCCUCUUUACCACCUAACCAUCACUCUGUGGAUCGAGGCAGACAGGAUUCUAUAACGGAAAAAGAGGCUGAUGAUGUUAUAGUCGAGGCGGAGUCGUCUCCAUCUGCAUCGGGAGAUGAGGACGCAGACGAGGCGGGAGGUAGCGAGAAUGACAUCAAGCAGCUGAAGGCACGACGCCAUGCCCUUGCCAACAAACUCGCACAGCAACAGAAGCGCAGGGAUAAAAUACAGGCAAUGCUGCAAAUGAGUGGGCAGUUGGAGCUGGAAGUGCGCCCACUGUUCUUGGUUCCUGAUACCAAUGGAUUCAUUGAUCAUUUGGACGGGCUGAGGAAACUUCUUCAGUGCGGAACAUACAUAAUAGUUGUGCCGCUUAUUGUAAUUACAGAGUUAGAUGGCUUGGCUAAAGGCCAGGACAACUUUGGUGGUGAAGUGGGUUCAGGAGGUCGCAACUCGUACAGCCGUGGCAACUACAAUGUUAGCGUGGCCCACGUGCGGUCUGUGCAGGAGAAGGCCCGAUUGGCAGUGGAUUUCUUAGAGAAAGCGUUUGAAGCCAGGGAGCCGUGCCUCAGAGCCCUGACCAGCCGGGGUAAUCAGCUCGAGUCUAUAGCCUUCCGCAGUGAAGACACCUCUGGACAACAGGGUAACAACGACGAUGUGAUUCUGUCCUGCUGUCUCCACUACUGUAAAGACAAGGCAAAGGACUUCAUGCCUGAACAGAGAAAUGGGACGGUGAGGCUCCAAAGAGAGGUUGUGCUCCUUACAGAUGACCGCAACCUGCGCGUCAAAGCUUUGACUCGCAACGUCCCGGUCCGAGACAUCUCUGCUUUCCUCAGCUGGGCCAAAGUGGGGUGAACCAAGCUAAGCUGCAAUUAAAGGAACCCAACAGCUGAAGCCUGCUUGCCACUCAGUCAGAGGGAAAGACACACUAAAGUAGAGGAGGAAGAGUAACAGGGGGAGGAGCAAACGAAAAAGAGGGCAAAAAAAGCACUACUUGGAAUACAAGUUCAUGUAGUGACAGUAAGGUGGUUUCAGUGAGCUUUCCUCUUGUGAUGUAGUGUGUGUGUGUGUUAUGUGUUAAGAUCAGUGAGCUUCCCCAGAAAGAGGCAGAGACUUGAUUCGUCUCAGGAAGGCUGGACUAGAAGGGAGGAAGGAAAUAGAAAUGGAGUGAUGUGAUUUGCCAGAUGUCUGGACCAGCCUCGAACCUCUGCACCUAGUUAGCGAGUGUGUACCCUUCGAGCAGAAUUACAUUUAAAGCUGGUGAUAGAAUGAGCCAGAGAGAGGAAGUCUUAUGGCCAUUUAAUUGAUUACAUACAUCAGCACUGAAGGCCAUAACCGGUACUUUCUCGUACCUCUGAGGGCCCAGUCUGACAGACUGCUGUGUCCUUGAAGGUGGAGCUGAUAGAAAGGAAGGCAGAGAGAGAGGGAGAGAAGCGUAGUCACGAUGGUCUGUGUCAGUACAGUAAACAGUGGCUGACCAUAGUGAUGAGGCUCAACUAGGAGCCGUCAUCCAACCUCAGCACCGCCAAUGAAUCACAAGCAUGUGUAUGGUAUUUCCUGCUAACCAGGAAGUGCUGUAUGACUGUUUGGAAAUUUAGGUUGUUCAUCGACCUUAAAGUCACAUUCAAUUUGGGUAUUUUCGAUUAAAUAAAAAUUACAUUUUGUUUUUUAUUUUGUUUUCCCUUCAUUUUAUUUUUGAUUGUCUUGUUUUUGAGCUUAUUUGUAAAGUUGUGUUUGUUUCAUGAAGGCCCACAUCUGCAAAGAUGUUCAGUGUGAACCAUAAUUUACUGAUUUGGAUCAGGGACCAAUGUAUAUGUAAAUAAUGAUUGAUUUUAUGCUACAUUGACAUUGGCUAAAUGUUAUGGAAUUUCAUCCUUGGAGCAAAUUUCCAUCUAUCUGUAAUUUGUCAGUGUUGGUGGUUUGGUUAUUUCCUGUGACUUUGCAGAUCCUUUGUUAUUGAGGUGACAUUUGUGCAGUUCCUGCUGCCACAGCUGUGAACCGUUUCAUGCAAUGUUUUAAUCAUCAGUGCUAAUGUUCCUCUCCUUUGCUCCAGUUGCCUUAUUUACAGUUUAAACAUGUGGAGUCUAACGGCAAGAAUUUGCUUGCACUUCUUUGCUUUUUUUGAGUGAUGUCUUUAUAUUCCUGUGUUUUUGAGAUGGUGUCUGAAUAUUCACAUGACUAAUCUAUUUGGCAACAUCGUGCAAAAUCAAUACCUUAGUCACCACAGUUUGGUUAUGUGGAAGAGAAAUUUUCAUCAACUGAAUGUACAGUAGUAGCAACUCGUACUUUUUAUUUGUGCUGCACAUUUUCAGCUCUGCUUGUACAGCUUCCAUCAGCAGUCGAUGUUUCCGUAUGUGUGAGAAGAUUCAGGCAGGUUUCAUUAUUUUUAGCACCUCUGUAAUUUCUGUGAAUUUGCGCUGCUUUGUCGUUUUAGUGUCAGUGCAAAUGUGGUACAUAAUCUUUGUGACAGAAAUGGUGUUCAUCUUCCAACAUUAAAAUUGUGUUGAAGUUA
Messenger RNA from Solea senegalensis (Senegalese sole), 6641 nucleotides. RefSeq names its product SMG6 nonsense mediated mRNA decay factor (gene smg6). The transcript has 19 exons. Gene Ontology annotation, biological process: nuclear-transcribed mRNA catabolic process, nonsense-mediated decay. NCBI's taxonomy places the organism in Eukaryota, Metazoa, Chordata, Actinopteri, Pleuronectiformes, Soleidae. Bases 2 to 4984 code for a protein of 1660 amino acids. Gene Ontology annotation, molecular function: protein binding; telomeric repeat DNA binding; telomerase RNA binding. The record is from RefSeq and is a predicted model, not a curated record. Gene Ontology annotation, cellular component: telomerase holoenzyme complex.